AUGCCUCGCCCCGCCGCCCGCCAGCUCUCUGCCCGCGGCGGGCCACUAGGCGGAGGCAAGUCCGGUUGCCGCAAGCCAGUGCGGAGGGCGCGCUCGCGGGCGCGGGGCGCGGCGCGGGUCCCGGAGGGCGGGGCGGGCGCGGCGCGACUCCGCCUGGAGCCGGGUGGGGCCCAGGCCUGGGUUGCCAUGGAUACCGUGUCCCUGGAGCAUCAGAUCCAGAGUGUACAACGCCACAUCAGCUUCCUGAAAAAGGAGCAGAUGGCUUUGCUGCGAGACCUGCACCUGGAAAUCCUGAGGCUGCAGAAACGCUGUUCAGAACUGACUCGUGAUCUGGAGAUGAAAGAGGCCCAGUCUCAUCAGCAAGAGGCGGCGUCCCGGGAGCUGGAGAGCAAGUGCCGCGCGCUGGAGUCGCAGCUGGCCGCGCGGACCGCCGCCAACGCCGAGCUGCGGCGGGAGGUGGCGCAGCGGGAGGCGCUGGUGUCCGCGCUGCGUUGCAGCCUGCGCGCCGAGGAGCGCCGCUUCCUGGAGGAGCUGCGGCGGCGCAGCCACCGUGCCACCGUGCUGGGCACCGAGCUGCAGAAGCACACCGAGGCGGCCGCCUACCUCUCCUGCCAGCUGCACGCGGCGCGCCAGAGACUGCAGACUCCGCGCCCGGGCCCCGGCGCCGCUGCCGCCGCCACGGAGCCCCGGCCCCGCCGGCGCGCACAGCGGGCUCGCCGCCCGCCCGCCGCCGAGGCCGCAGCCAAGGGCCCGGGCCGGGACUGGGCCGCCUGGGACCGCGCGGCCCGCUCCCUGGACGACAUCGACCCCAUGCCCGACCCUGCACUCUUCCUCUACCCGCGGAGGCCCCCGCGGCCCAGCGGCCGCAGCCCGCGCCAGCCGCCUCCCCAGGAGCCCCCGGACCAAGCCGGCCCGCCGGCCGCGCCCAGCCCGCCUAGCGCUCCCAGGGAGCCGGAGUAG
Messenger RNA from Enhydra lutris kenyoni (northern sea otter), 960 nucleotides. It is a transcript of the gene CCDC92B, whose product is annotated as coiled-coil domain containing 92B. Bases 1 to 960 code for a protein of 319 amino acids. Lineage: Eukaryota; Metazoa; Chordata; Mammalia; Carnivora; Mustelidae. The record is from RefSeq and is a predicted model, not a curated record. The transcript is spliced from 4 exons.